AUGACUAAGGUGCGAACUAUUAUUGCCAUAAUAGCAUCACAAAAUUGGCCUCUUCAUCAAAUGGAUGUCAAGAAUGCUUUUCUUCAUGGUGAUCUCAAAGAAGAUAUUUAUAUGAAAACCCCACCUGGUUUGUUCUCAUCAGCUACAACAAAUGUAUGCAAGUUGAAACAGUCUUUAUAUGGAUUAAAACAAGCUCCAAGAGCUUGGUUUGACAAGUUUCAGUCUACUUUGCUUCUAUUCUCUUUUGAGCAGAGCAAAUAUGAUUCAUCUUUGUUUCUUCGAAAAACAACUACAGGUGUGUUCUUGAACCAACGAAAAUAUACUCAGGACUUGAUUGCUUUGGCUGGUCUUCAAGAAUCUUCCUCUGUAAAUACUCCAUUGGAAUUGAAUGUAAAGUAUUGUCGUGCAGAAGGAAAUUUUCUUCCUGAUCCAACUUUGUAUAGGCAAUUUGUUGGGAGCCUAAAUUAUCUUACUAUUGCUCGGCGUUAUAUCUCUUUUGCAGUUCAACAAUUGAGUCAAUUUAUGCAGGCUCAACACCAUCUACAUUUGGUGGCUGUCCAACAUAUCAUUCAAUAUCUCUUGGGAACAUCUACUCGUGGAUUAUUCUUUCCUAGUGGUUCUGAGAUUCAGUUUAAUGCAUUUAGUGAUUCUGAUUGGGCUGGAUUUCCUGCUACUCAAAUUGGAUUUGCUCAGUCUAAUCCCACUCCUCUCCAUGCUGACAACACAAGUGCUAUACAUAUUGCUACUAAUCAAGUUUAUCAUGAAAGGACCAAACACAUUGAAGUGGACUGA
Messenger RNA from Solanum tuberosum (potato), 792 nucleotides. RefSeq lists its product as uncharacterized. The transcript is spliced from 3 exons. Bases 1 to 792 code for a protein of 263 amino acids. Lineage: Eukaryota; Viridiplantae; Streptophyta; Magnoliopsida; Solanales; Solanaceae. The record is from RefSeq and is a predicted model, not a curated record.